Molecule: messenger RNA, 1030 nt
Organism: Pungitius pungitius (ninespine stickleback)
Lineage: Eukaryota; Metazoa; Chordata; Actinopteri; Perciformes; Gasterosteidae
Gene: lrrc3
Product: leucine rich repeat containing 3
Exons: 1
Coding region: 230-1030 (266 amino acids)
Cellular component (GO): voltage-gated potassium channel complex
Molecular function (GO): transmembrane transporter binding; potassium channel activator activity; voltage-gated potassium channel activity
Source: RefSeq, a predicted model, not a curated record
AUGCCGAGCGAGCAGCUCGAUUUAUGGAUGAGCUGCUCCAAAAACAAUUCUAAAGAAACUUCAUCAAGUCUGUUUUUAAGAAGUGUAUCACAUCAAGCACCUUUGUUGGCGUGAAUAAACUCAUCAAUUUGGACAUUUUCAGGCUGCAAUCGUCUUUUUAAAUGCUGCAGAACAGGCGGAGCUAUGAUUGCUUUGGCCUGACGGCAGCAGUGGGGGGUCGCUGCUGAGUAUGCAGGGCUUAGCGGGGCCUGAUGCGCCCUGGAAAUUACCCGUCUUUGAUGGCGUUGGCCUCCUGUGGCGCUUGCUCUUUGGGGUGUUCAUUGCAGGUGCACCAGCGACGGCUUGUCCCACAAGGUGCCACUGUAUGGAGAAGAGUGGCAUGACUGUGGUCCAGUGCAUGUCCCGCAACUUGGACAGCAUCCCACCAGAUCUUCCAAGAGACACCGUUGUCCUGCUUUUGGCAUCCAACCACAUCACCCACAUCCCCAACCACGCUUUCAAGGAGCUGCACUACCUCCAGGAGCUAGACCUGUCGAAUAAUGACAUCGAAACCGUGGACCCGGGGGCUUUUCAGGGCGUCUCUGACAGCCUCCUCGUCUUAGAUCUGUCAAACAAUCGCGUCCAAAGCGUUCCCAAGGAGGCGUUUGCGCGUCUGCGGGCGAAAAUCAGCCUCUCGAACAACCCGUGGCACUGCGAGUGCACCCUGCAGGAGGUCCUGAGGGAACUGCGGCUGGACCCGGAGACGGUGAACGAGGUGAUGUGCCACACGGCGGUGCAGGAGGAGUACGCCGGCAAGCCGGUCAUCCAGGUGCUGGACUCGGGGAUCAACUUCUGCAAUUUCCACCACAAGACCACGGACGUGGCCAUGUUCGUCACCAUGUUCGGCUGGUUCACCAUGGUGAUCGCGUACGUCAUCUACUACGUGAGGCACAACCAGGAGGACGCCCGGAGGCACCUGGAGUACCUCAAGUCACUGCCGAGCAGCUCGCAGAUAAGCAAGGACUUCGACACCAUCAGCACUGUUCUCUAG